UACAUAGAUGUUAUUCAGAUCUCUUUGAUUAAUGAUUGUGUGUACUCGUAAUAUCAGCUGUUGUUUUGUGUUUAUCUAGUACAAGUUUAAUUUCAAUCGUUCUCUUCUGCUUACGGUGAACUUAAUAGUUCUUUGUGUCAGUACCGUUUUCUAGAAAAACAGCUGUUUUUGUGGCAUACAUCGUAGCAGAAGGCAUUACAACGGGAGCUCACAGAUACUUCACUCACCGAACAUUCAAAGCAACUCCACUCUGCAGAGCUAUACUGCUCACUCUGCAGACUUUAGCUGGACAGAACUGCAUGUUCAUAUGGUGUCGUGAUCACCGGCUGCAUCACCGCUACUCGGACACUGACGGCGACCCGCACAACUCCAAGCGCGGCUUCUUCUUCUGUCAUAUGGGCUGGCUCAUGCACAAGAAGCAUCCAUAUGUCAUUGAACUCGGACGGAGGAUUGACAUGAGUGACUUGCAGGCUGACUGGAUGGUCAUGUUCCAAAAGAAGUACUACUAUCCUUUAUAUCUUCUAGUAGCAAUAUUAAUACCGACGUAUGUACCAGUAUUUUUCUUCGGAGAACAUUGGUGGGACUCGAUGCUCGUUUGCUAUUUCUUGCGCUACGUACUUUCACUACACAGCACUUGGUUUGUAAACAGUAUUGCUCAUCUUUAUGGGACCCGACCAUAUGAUAAGAACCUGCAACCAGUGGAGUCGUGGUUCGUAUCUAUAGUGACAUUAGGUGAGGGGUGGCACAAUUACCAUCACGCCUUCCCCUGGGACUAUAAGGCUGCAGAACUGAGUGACUACAUUAACCAUUCAGCCACUUUCAUUAAAUUUCUUGAAAACAUCGGGCUUGCAUACGAUUUAAAAACCGCUUCCCCUGAAAUGGUAUUAAAUAGAAUAGUGAGGACAGGUGACGGCAGUCACUACUUGCUGGACAACGAAAUGUCGCGCGCGGCGGUGACGGCGUGCGGGCCACUGCAUCCGCUCAACCCCACUUACAAAUCCACACUCAAGCCGCCAAGGCGGCAAGGUGGCCGAUAAAAUCGCUCGCCUUUCAAUAAAAAAUAAUAUUUAUUUUUUUUCGGUAGAUUUUGAGUGUGCAAACAAAUUAAUGUGUAUUUAUAAGUAUAAAAUAUGUAUGUAAUAGUAGGGGAGGCAAGAGUGCUAAACCGGGAGUGACUCGAGCGUCAAUGAGACCUAUUAGAUUGCGAAGCUUAG
Messenger RNA from Helicoverpa zea (corn earworm), 1214 nucleotides. Its product is annotated as acyl-CoA Delta-9 desaturase-like. Bases 300 to 1037 code for a protein of 245 amino acids. The transcript has 6 exons. Gene Ontology annotation, cellular component: endoplasmic reticulum membrane. Gene Ontology annotation, molecular function: stearoyl-CoA 9-desaturase activity; iron ion binding. NCBI's taxonomy places the organism in Eukaryota, Metazoa, Arthropoda, Insecta, Lepidoptera, Noctuidae. Gene Ontology annotation, biological process: unsaturated fatty acid biosynthetic process. The record is from RefSeq and is a predicted model, not a curated record.